AAGGAGAGUAUAUAUAUAAUCUCGUAAUAAACAACCCUGUCUCCUCCUCCACUAAACAACAACCCUUAUAUUAUAUUUCGCUUUGGAAAAACCCUAAAAAAGAAAAAGACAAAAACAAUGGAAGACGAAGAAGCAAGAGCUUCGGUCGACAUAUGGAGAUAUGCGUACGGAUUCCCUGAAAUGACCGUGGUGAAGUGUGCGAUCGAACUCAAGAUACCAGAAGCUGUCGAGAGCCAUACGUCACAGCCCGUGACUUUAGCCGAACUCGCCACCGCCGUCGAUUGCUCUCCGCCGCUCCUCGGCCGCAUCAUGAGGUUUCUUGUCCACCAAGGCAUCUUCAAAGAAGUUCUUACAAAAGAUGGCCUUGUCGGAUACUCAAACACACCUCUCUCUCGUCGAAUGAUGAUCUCCAACCCGCACGACAAAUCACUGGCUGCUUUUAUUCUCAUGGACAACAACCCCGUCAUGCGAGCGCCGUGGCUGAAGCUGACUUCCCUUAUCUCUAACUCCUCCGACGAGGGCUCUCAGCCCUUCGAGGCAGUCUACGGGAAGGAUAUAUGGGCCUACGGUGCAGAGGAUCCGAGCCACAACGAGAUUUUCAACGACACGAUGGCUUGUGAUACAAGGCGCGUGGUCCCUGCUGUCGCCCGGGCGUGUGCUGACGUGUUCGAGGGGGUGUCGACGGUGGUUGACGUGGGUGGUGGGAAAGGUGACGCGCUGGGGGUUUUGGUGAAGGAGUUUCCAUGGAUCAAAGGCUUCAACUUUGAUCUUCCUCAUGUCGUUGAAACUGCACAAAAGUUGGACAGGGUUGAAAGCGUUGGAGGCGAUAUGUUUAAGCACGUUCCAAACGCCGAUUUAGUUUUUCUAAAGUGGAUUUUACACGACUGGGGUGAUGAAGAAUGCAUAAAAUUACUGAGGAAAUGCAAAGACGCAGUCCCUAAAGGGAAAGGGAAAGUGAUGAUAGUGGAAUCUGUGUUGGGGAAGAAGAAAGACGACAAGUUAGAGUACGUGAGGCUGAUGAUUGAUAUCGGGAUGAUGGUUUAUACGAGCAAAGGCAAAGAGCGAACAUUGAAGGAGUGGGAUUAUGUUAUUACAGAAGCUGGAUUCGCCCGUUACGAAAUCAGGGACAUAAACGAUGUUCAAUCUGUCAUCAUCGCUCAUGUGUCUUAGCAUGAAGACGUGGAGAGAGGAGGUUACAUGCACAUCGUUUACGUGUCUUCGAAAUGAAAAAGUCAAAAAGUCAAAGUUGGUCAUUUUCAUAAAUUAAGAUAAAAUGCGUUAAUUAUGCUUUGAAAAACCGGCUUUUUCUGAUAUUAUAUU
Messenger RNA from Tarenaya hassleriana, 1320 nucleotides. Its product is annotated as (RS)-norcoclaurine 6-O-methyltransferase-like. Bases 118 to 1170 code for a protein of 350 amino acids. NCBI's taxonomy places the organism in Eukaryota, Viridiplantae, Streptophyta, Magnoliopsida, Brassicales, Cleomaceae. The transcript is spliced from 2 exons. Gene Ontology annotation, molecular function: S-adenosylmethionine-dependent methyltransferase activity; protein dimerization activity; O-methyltransferase activity. Gene Ontology annotation, biological process: methylation. The record is from RefSeq and is a predicted model, not a curated record.